Molecule: messenger RNA, 722 nt
Organism: Gordionus sp. m RMFG-2023
Lineage: Eukaryota; Metazoa; Nematomorpha; Gordioida; Chordodea; Parachordodidae
Product: superoxide dismutase [Cu-Zn]-like
Exons: 5
Coding region: 99-557 (152 amino acids)
Biological process (GO): superoxide metabolic process
Molecular function (GO): copper ion binding
Source: RefSeq, a predicted model, not a curated record
UAUAAGUUAAACAUAUAUUACUGGUGGAACAAUUUUAUUAUAUAAUUUGAUAUUAUAAUAUUCUAAUUUUAUUUGAUAUUCAAAGAUAAGCUGAAAGAAUGACUAAAGCUAUUUGUGAUAUACAAGGAAAGGCUAAAGGUGUCAUCGAAUUUUUUCAAAAAGAUGAACAUAGUCCUGUUGAAAUCAAAGGUAAUUUAGCUGGGUUAGAACCAGGAAAACAUGGAUUUCAUGUUCACGAAUUUGGGGAUUUGACACAAGGCUGUACUUCAGCAGGAAUUCAUUACAAUCCAGAUAAAAAAACACAUGGUGGUCCAGAUGAUUCAAUAAGACACAAUGGUGAUUUAGGGAAUGUAACUUCAGAUGCUUCAGGAAAAUGUCAUAUUAGCAAGACAGAUAAAGUUAUAACAUUGUAUGGGCCAAGAAGUAUUAUUGGAAGAAGCUUAGUUGUGCAUGCAAAAGAAGAUGAUUAUGGCAAAGGUGGUGAUGAAGAAAGUUUAAAAACAGGAAAUGCUGGCGAAAGAGUUGGAUGUGGAAUUAUUGGAUUAGCAAAAGACUGAUUUACUUAUAUUUAAAAAAACUAAAAAAAAAACUUUUGUCAUAGUAAAAAUCAAAUAUAUUUAAAAUUUUUGAACAAAUAAUCAUGUAUUUAAAUUAAAUAUUGACAUAAUUGUUUAUUUUAUGUUAUGUUAUAUUAUAUAAUAAAAUAAUUAAUUAUUUAUAAA